UCCAUUCACUUAUUUCCAUGUCGCCAGAAUGUUGUGAGGGCCAUACUUUAUGAAGCAAAUAAUGCAAUCCUAGAGACGUCUGCUCAGAUGUAAACUCCCAUUGAGUCCAGUGGAGCUUACUUCCAGUCAAUCGCCCUGACGCCGGAGCAGAUCACCGAGUACAAGGGCAUCUUUGAGAUGUUUGAUGAAGAGGGGAACGGCUUGGUGAAAACGGAUGAGCUGGAGAGGCUCAUGAGCCUGAUUGGCAUCAACCCCACCAAGAGAGAGCUGGUGACGAUGGCAAAGGAUGUGGACAAAGACAACAAAGGCACCUUCAACUGUGAUGGGUUCCUGGUUUUGAUGGGGAUUUACCACGAAAAGUCAAAAAACCAGGAUGAAGAGCUAAGGGCAGCUUUCAAGGUCUUUGAUCAGGAGCACAAAGGCUACAUUGACUGGAACACCUUGAAGUACGUGCUGAUGAACGCCGGGGAGCCGCUGAACGAACAGGAAGCAGAACUCAUGAUGAAAGAAGCUGACAAAGACGGGGAUGGGACCAUUGACUACGAAGAGUUUGUGGCGAUGAUGACCGGCGAAUCAUUUAAAUUGACCCAAUAAGGCCCACUGGAAGAAAUUAAUUCUUGAUGUCAGAGUCCUGUCCCCCCUCUCUCUCGACCCAAGCGACUUUCCUUCUUGCAAUGUAAAUAGACAAAAGGGGCAAGACACCUAUGAUGUCUGUAGGUAACAUAAAAAGUAUUGGUGUACAGAUCUCCACAUCUCUACAGCAAGAAGUUUGCAAGCAAAGAGGAGUGAGGGAAAUCCAGUCCCAGCGUGUAUCUACAUGACAGAGUUAAAACAGGUUUAAAAGUGUAAUUCGGUCGUUCUGCAAAAAGAGCCAGGCUAAGCCACUUUACCAGAGGAUUCUCCUUCAGCUACAAUUCCCAUAAUUCUUCAGAGAAGACCCCGGAACUCCGACAGGCAUCUAUCCCAUAGAAA
Messenger RNA from Podarcis raffonei (Aeolian wall lizard), 972 nucleotides. RefSeq names its product calmodulin like 6 (gene CALML6). Gene Ontology annotation, molecular function: enzyme regulator activity; calcium ion binding. Gene Ontology annotation, cellular component: myosin II complex. Bases 178 to 594 code for a protein of 138 amino acids. The transcript has 5 exons. The record is from RefSeq and is a predicted model, not a curated record. NCBI's taxonomy places the organism in Eukaryota, Metazoa, Chordata, Lepidosauria, Squamata, Lacertidae.